Ostreococcus tauri is the source of this 993-nucleotide messenger RNA. RefSeq names its product Leo1-like protein. NCBI's taxonomy places the organism in Eukaryota, Viridiplantae, Chlorophyta, Mamiellophyceae, Mamiellales, Bathycoccaceae. The record is from RefSeq and is a predicted model, not a curated record. Gene Ontology annotation, biological process: transcription elongation by RNA polymerase II; positive regulation of transcription elongation by RNA polymerase II. The coding region runs from base 1 to 993 and encodes 330 amino acids. The transcript has a single exon. Gene Ontology annotation, cellular component: nucleus; Cdc73/Paf1 complex. Gene Ontology annotation, molecular function: RNA polymerase II C-terminal domain phosphoserine binding.
AUGUCCCGACCCGACGUCUUACGCGCCGUGUUCGGGAGCGAUAGCGACGGGAGCGACGACGAUGCGGCGACGCAUCGCGCGUCCACCGAGCGUGUGAAAGAUCGCGCCCUGGACGACGACGCGACGGACGCGCCGACCGCGCGCGCGGAGGAGGUGGUGAUUGAUAUUCCGUACGAUCCAUCCGAGGGCGAUUUCGAGGAGACGGCGGUCACGGCGAGACGGACGAAUGUUUUGGGAAUUCGUGGCGACGGGGCGUGGCGACGGGACGCGUCGACGGCGGAGGACGCGGACGCGGCGCUCAACGUGAUACGAUACAGGAUCGAUCCGGUGACGGGAGAGGUCGAGACGAACGCGCGGUUCGUGCGGUGGGGCGACGGGACCACGCACUUGGUGAUCGGGGAUGAACAUUUGCGAGUGACGGAGCGGGCGACGGCGGAGGGGGCGGAUUCCGUGCUGUACGCGCGGAAACCGGGCGCGAUGGAGGCGAGGAAGCGGUUGCGGACGAAGAUGACGUUCGCGCCGGCGAGUUUGGAGAGUAAGACGCACAGAGCGCUGAGUAGGCGAGUGGAUAAGGCGCACGGAUCGCGGGCGACGCGCACGAGGCAACACGUCUCUCGCGUCGACCCCGAGCGCGAGAAGGAGGCGGUGGACGCGGCGUUGGUCAAGGCGGAACGCGAACAAUUGGCGCUGAAACGUAAGCAGGAGAAGAUGAUGCGAGACGAUAGGGAAUCGCGGCAUCAGUCCAUGCGUGGGUACACGGAGUCGUAUUACGAGCGCAGAGACGACGGCGACGGCGGCGCGGAGGACGCGGAGAAGAUGGACGCCGACUUUUUGGAGGCGGAUGAGGACGUCGGCGGCGCCGCGGAACGAGGCGAAGACGCGAGCGAUGCCGCGGACCAAGGAAACGCGGACGACGACGACGACGACGACGACGACGCGGCACCCAAGGAACGGCGAAAGCGCGCGUUGAUCGUGGACGAGGACGACGAGUAG